This is a messenger RNA of Corticium candelabrum, 1933 nucleotides long. Its product is annotated as nuclear pore complex protein Nup54-like. The transcript has 2 exons. Gene Ontology annotation, cellular component: nuclear pore central transport channel; nuclear pore. Gene Ontology annotation, biological process: nuclear pore organization; protein localization to nuclear inner membrane; NLS-bearing protein import into nucleus. The coding region runs from base 188 to 1924 and encodes 578 amino acids. NCBI's taxonomy places the organism in Eukaryota, Metazoa, Porifera, Homoscleromorpha, Homosclerophorida, Plakinidae. Gene Ontology annotation, molecular function: structural constituent of nuclear pore. The record is from RefSeq and is a predicted model, not a curated record.
GUGUGAGAUUUCAGAGAAAAUUCAAAUUGAGCUUACGGGAUUGAUUCGCUGGUGUGAUACGGACAACUUUAUUGCUUUCUGUUUAAUUGUUUUGUAAAGGGGCCCAUUCGGUGCGUGAAUUUUUUUGGACAAAAUCGUUGCUUCUGUUGCUUUUCAAGCUCCCAAUUGCACAAAUUAUCGUCUCAUCAUGCAGACUGGACAAACACAAGGCUUUAAGCUGGGAGGAGGAACAGGCUUUGGACUUGGUGGUCAACCUCAGCAGGGCGGCUUGAGACUCGGUCUCGGGGCACAGACACAAGGAACAGGAGGCUUACAAUUGGGACUCAGUCAACAGCAGCAGCAGCAGCAGACAGGAUUCAGACUUGGUCUCGGAACAACAACAACGAGUCAACAAACUGGUGGACUCGGCCUUGGACUCGGUCAACCAGGCGGUGGCUUGUCUCUUGGUGGUCAAACUGGAGGAUUAGGGUUAGGACAGACGCAGAAAUUGGGUGGGUUUAACCUCGGUUUGAACCAAACGAAGCCGACUGGACUUGGACUCGGUCUUGGUAUGCAGAGUCAAACGGGAGGCCUACAACUUGGUGGUAAUAGAGGAAUGGCACUUCAACUGGGAGGAGGAGGACUCGGACAAGGAAUGACCGGGUUACAAUUGGGGAAAGGUUUAGGGUUAGGACAACAGCCUCAAGGUGGAGGGCUUGGUCUCACGUUAGGUAUGCCUUCAGGGACGUCGUUUGGGCAACAGCAGCAGGUGCAGACAGCAGGCAACGAGUUGACUGUCAUGGCGUUUGCUCUGUCUCGUCCGAAUGUGUUUGGCGAUGAGCGAGACGCUGUGAUCGCCAAGUUCAACCAGCUGCAAGCUUAUUGGGGAGAAGGCAAGGGGUUUGCUAGCCAGCAAGACGUCGUCAACUUCAGACCGGAAAACCCAUUCGGCCGCUUCAAAUCGAUCGCAUACAAUCGGUUGCCAACAGCGAAGGACGAAGACGGUCUGUUAGGGUUAGAGUUCAAGCAGCCGGAGAGUCAACUGCAUGACAAGUCGACUGUGAUCCAACAAGAAGUCCAUAGAAUACUCGGCGGGAAACCCGAGUUUGCUGUACGUGUGGAGACGAUCAAGGGACUGCCGAGCGGUCGUUGUGAGGUCGUGUUGUACGUGAGCGAAGUAUCCGCAGCGGGUGGAACCCGACGCGUUCCCGCUAGUCGUCUCUACGACGUCCUACAGUCAACAAUGAUGCAGUCACAACUCAAACAGGUGGGUGUGGUCCGUCUCUAUUUGAAAUCCGGCAUGACGUCGACUCAGAUUCAAUCAUAUUUGGAUAAUCCGCCUGUCGGUAUCGACGAUUUCAUGUGGGACACAGCGAAGCAAGAGAAUCCCGAUCCGAACAGGAUGCUUCCCGUUCCCAUCAUCGGGUUGUCCGAACUGCAGCAGCGGAUCAAGCAACAGGAGCAGGAGACGCAGCAGCAUCAAUCGAGACUGAAGAUCAUUCGAGACAACGUCAGCCAACUGCAGCAGCAACACACGACGACGAUGGCCAAGCUCGCGCAGCUCCGACGCAAGCACCACGAACUACAACGACGCGUUCUACACGUCAUGGUCGAGCAAGAAAUCACGAGAAAACAAGGAUUCGCCGUUCAACCAGACGAGGAGCAGCUACACAUUCAACUCGACAGCAUCCAGACGGAACUCAACGCUCCCAUGCAAUUCAAAGGCCGACUAAACGAGCUCAUGUCUCAAAUACGUCUGCAAUCGCUCACGUCUCCACCCGACACGCUAGAAACUCAAUUCGCACUCGACCCUGCGUCUCUGCAUGAGAUCAAGCAACACUUGAAGGAACAACAGCGAGGGCUCGAGCAUCUAAAAUCAAUCCUCAACGACGACCUCGAUGAUCUAGCAAUCAUCGAACAAGGACUGCAAGACAAGAAGGUCUAGUAGUCACCU